AUGCAGAUCGACCCGGCACGAAAGCGUAUGCGAGUAGGUGGAGGAGGCAAAGCAACCGAGCUGAUGAGGGCGGCUUACCCGUACUGGAUCAACUUCUACACCUCGGCUCCUGAUUUCAAGAUCACCCUGCAGGAGAUUGAGGAGAUGGUGGCUGAUCGACUGAUGCUACUGCAGGAGAUCAACAAAAUGCUCAGCGCUGAUACGGCAGUAAAACGCAACAAGAACUUUUACAGUAUUCUAAAGGGCAAGCUGGAAAGUGUUAAGAAGUCGAGCAACAGCUCGGAGAAGCACUUCUUUUUCCUGAGCCAAUUUGAAACCGAGACGGAUCCCUGUAAGAUGUACGAAGCUCGAAAGCGUGACCACAUUUCGCACUACCUCCUUCGCAUCUACUACUGCCAGUCGGCCGAGCUACGAAAGUGGUACGUCAACCGCGAAACCGAGCUCUUUCGCUACCGCCUGACGGAGUCCUCCAUGACCAAUGCUUCGACCACCAGCUGUGAGCUGCAGGAGUGCCUGAAGUACUACGGCUACGACUACGACAUUGUCGACUGCGUACAGCAAGAGAUGCACGAUCGUGUGAGCUGGAUGGAGUUUCACAACAACCACCUUACCCGGAUUGUCUUCAAGAUGCACUUUCUUGACGCGCUCGAGCUGAUUCGAUCUCGGCGAGUGUACCUCGAGGGCGGUUACGCCUACAUUCCUGCCCCGGAGAUGGUCUCGGUGCUGUGCGCCCAGUUUCGUGCCAAUCUCUCUCGCGAUCUGGCGCGAAUGCACACUGACUUUGAGUUUCUAGACGAGGAGCGGCUGAUCCAGCGACUCGACGCACUACAUCGCAGCUACAUCACCGAAAUGAAGAGCGAGCAAUCGGCGGGUGAUGCUCCGCAGAGCCGCUACAGCAUUCAGCCCGAUCAGAUUGACGCCCUAGCGGAGGAGUUCUUUCCGCCCUGUAUGCGCUCCAUUCAUGAGUCACUGCGUCGUGACCAUCACCUGAAGCACUACGGCCGUCUGCACUACGGCCUCUUCCUCAAGUCGGCCGGCCUCUCUCUGGAGAACUCCAUUGAGUUCUUCGGCUCUGAGCUGUCCACCAUCAAUCCGCAGAAGUUCCAGAAGGAGUACACGUACACGCUGCGCUACAUCUACGGAAAGGAGGGCAAGCGGGUCAACCUGAGCGCCUACAGCUGUAAUAAGAUCAUCACCGGCUGCGCCCCGGGACCGACGGACACGCACGGCUGUCCCUUUAAGCACUUUGAUGAGAAGCACCUGAAGUCGAUGUUGCUGCGCUACGGCGUCAACGAUGCGGCCACACUCGAGGAGAUUGUGCGCCUGGCGAAGGAGGAAAACGACAUGGGCGGCGCCUGUUCAAAGUACUUCACCAGCAAGCACGGAGAGGUGCCCGGCGGCAAGCCAAUCGACUCAAUCUACCACCCGAAUGAGUACUUUAAGGUGGCGAGGCAGCUUCGUUUUGCACCACAGAUGCCAUCGCAGCAGCAACAACAACAGGAGGGAGAACAGGCGACACAGGAAGAGGGCAAUGAUGUCUCCCUCUGCAAUACUACCAUCAACUCAAUUGAUGAAGGGGCGAAUCUGUUUGAUGAUACCCUCGAUGAGGAGUUUGACGACCUGCCAGCGGGGAAUAAGAAUUAA
This is a messenger RNA of Rhagoletis zephyria (snowberry fruit fly), 1644 nucleotides long. NCBI's taxonomy places the organism in Eukaryota, Metazoa, Arthropoda, Insecta, Diptera, Tephritidae. The record is from RefSeq and is a predicted model, not a curated record.